This is a messenger RNA of Suillus fuscotomentosus, 1140 nucleotides long. RefSeq lists its product as uncharacterized. The transcript has 6 exons. The record is from RefSeq and is a predicted model, not a curated record. Gene Ontology annotation, molecular function: single-stranded DNA binding; ubiquitin protein ligase activity. Lineage: Eukaryota; Fungi; Basidiomycota; Agaricomycetes; Boletales; Suillaceae. Gene Ontology annotation, cellular component: nucleus; Rad6-Rad18 complex. Bases 1 to 1140 code for a protein of 379 amino acids. Gene Ontology annotation, biological process: protein monoubiquitination; DNA damage tolerance.
AUGCUCACGAAUAACGUUCAAGCUCUCCUUUCCACAAAUAUCCCGGAUCCGAGCGAUUUCCCUAUGACAGACUUACGACAACUGGAUGCGAGUCUGCGAUGCACAAUUUGCGGCGAAUUGUACGAUGCACCCAUAACGCUUGCCUGUGGGCACUGCUUCUGCUCACUUUGUAUUCGAGAACACAUUGCCAAAGAAUCGGAGUGCCCAAGCUGCAGGAAGUCGACGAGUGAAGGACAAUUUAGGACAAAUCCAGUUCUUGAGGCAGCAGUGAGUGCAUGGAAAACUGCACGGCUCUCUCGUGAAGAACAAGACCGCACCAGAAAGAGGCAAGCAGAGCGAACACCUCGUCGGUCCCAAACCCCGUUGAUCAACGGUAAGAAGCGCAAGCGAAGUGCCAGUUCAGUGUCUUCCGAUUCGGAUGUCGUCAUGGUUCCGGGUCCUUCUAAUUCAAGCCAGUUUCCCUCAUCCCCGGUGCCAAGUAAGUCCAAGCGUUCGAGAAGGCAAGACAUGGAGCCUUCAUCGGAUCCCCAAGAGGAAGAGAUGGUGCAAGGUUUGGGCACCCUAUUAUAUUAUGGCACAGCAAUGCUUAAUUCGUACACAGGGGGUCAGAUGAUAAACUGUCCUAUCUGCAACGUGUCUAUUGUCAUGGGGGAUAUCAAUACUCAUUUAGACUCGGGAUGCCAGAAAAAAUCAUUUAAUACAUCCGGCAGGAUUGAUGCGAACAGUGCAACGGAGCGCAUACCUAAGGCCUCGUACGAUCUAUUGAAGGACAAACAAGUCAAAGAUUUGUUGCACGCUCAUAGUUUACCCAUCCUCGGUGACAGGAAAACGUGGGUUGCUCGACAUCAGCGCUGGGUCAUGAUUUUCAAUGCCAAUUUGGAUAAGUCCGUAUCUAACAGGAAGAACACGAAAGAAUUACGCAUCGAAUUAAAGAAUUGGGAAGAUAGCAGAAAGCGAAGACAUCUUGUGGAUAAUACGACAACUCACGUAUUGAAUAAUCAAGGAGAGUUUGUACGGCUAAUUGCCGAAGCGCGGAAUAGCAAGGCUAGAAAAGAAUCUAGUCCGACAGGCAUGUGGCAACAUUCUCAAGAUGGUGACGUAGUCGCAGAUUCUGAAGAAGAGGAUCAACCACUUUCGUAA